AUGCCCACCGAGCGCUCGCCUCUGCUUCCCCACAGCGCCAGCCACAGACCAGCGUCCUCCGCCUUCGGGGGCUUCUACAAAGCCUGGCACGAAGCCAAAGCCAUUAUGUCGAGCAAUCAUCUUCACUGGCUCCUCGCCAUCGUCCCUUUUGCCAUCACUGCGCCCAACCGCAGCUGGAGCCCGGUUAAAGUCUUCGCCACGAACUUCUUUGCCAUCAUGCCUCUGAGUGCCGUUUUGUCGCUUGCAAUCGAACGAAUCUCGAUGAACUUGGGCGCAGAACCAAAGGAGAUGCUGAGAGCCACUUCGGGCAAUGCUGUCGAGUUCGUUGUGGGCAUUCUCGCUCUGAAGCACGACCUUUUCACUUUGGCCCGGUCGAUAGUCCUCGGCUCUAUCCUGUUCAGCCUGCUUCCUAACAUGGGUUUAUGCUUCUUCUUGGGCGGCAUCGCCAAUAUGCGCGACAGAGUCACGGUUUUGGGCUCUGAACAGUGCUUCCCCCAAGGCACGGCGCAGACUAUAUGCACCGUGAUAGCUGUGCCGAUGACGUCGGUCGCCAUGUCUGCCAUUCUCUCUUCAGAGUUUGGCGAUGAGCACCCCGCAAAGAGGGACCAGAGCAUCCUCGCGUUUUCUCGAGGUGCCGCUAUUAUCUUCCUGCUUCUAUACGUCACGUAUCACUGGUUCAAGUCCCGCACACACUCCGAUCUUUUCUGCGACGAGACUCCGCCUGACGAGACCGAGGACUCCGUCAUCAGUAUCGUUGCCGCAACCGCCGUUCUCGCCAUCACGGUUGCCCUCGCGGUCGUCUGCGCCGAUAACCUGGUCGGAAGCAUCAACCCAUUCGCCGAGGUCACGCAUGUAGGGCCAGACUUUAUUGGUUUCUUUCUUGUUCCCAUUGCCAUUAAUGCGGCAAAAGCUUCGGCCGCGGUUGGAAAAGCUACGCGUAACAGGAUGGAUCUCGCGAUGGACAUCAUCCUCAACUCCAUCACGGAGACCGGGCUUCUCGUCGCCCCUUGCCUCGUCAUUCUUACAUGGGCUUUAUUCCACAAAUCCAUGACCCUGCAGUUUGAGCUCGUACCGACCGUCACCUACGUCUUCGCCACGUUAGCUGCAGCUGUUGUCGUCAGAGAUGGCCGGUCUAACUAUCUGGAAGGUGCUUUGCUGCUCGGGUUUUAUGUCAUCAUAGGCCUAGCUGUAUUCUUCGGUCCUGUAGAUGGCUGA
Molecule: messenger RNA, 1215 nt
Organism: Colletotrichum chrysophilum
Lineage: Eukaryota; Fungi; Ascomycota; Sordariomycetes; Glomerellales; Glomerellaceae
Exons: 3
Coding region: 1-1215 (404 amino acids)
Biological process (GO): calcium ion transmembrane transport; intracellular calcium ion homeostasis
Cellular component (GO): fungal-type vacuole membrane
Molecular function (GO): calcium:proton antiporter activity
Source: RefSeq, a predicted model, not a curated record